GGGAAGGAAAGGCUCAAAAAGAAAAAAAAAAAAAAAGAAAAGAAAAAUCAACGAGAAAAAGAGGGGAGAGGAGGGAGGAAGAAGGUUGGCUCUUGCAGAAAUGGGAGAGUCGAGCGGCUCUGUCUCGGUCGAUGUGGAGAGGAUCUCGUUCGGAGGGAAGGAACAUCAUGUGUUGACAAGUAAUGGCCCUAUCUCAGUUGCUGUAUAUGGUGAUCUGGAAAAGCCUGCACUUCUUACUUAUCCAGAUAUUGCGUUAAACCAUAUGUCAUGCUUUCAAGGAUUAUUUUUUUGCCCAGAAGCUGCUUCUUUGUUGCUUCAUAAUUUUUGCAUCUACCAUAUUAGUCCUCCUGGACAUGAGUGUCUUGCAGUUAGGUGCUGCUCCAAUUUCUUCAGAUGAACCAGUGCUUUCUGUUGAUCAGUUAGUCGAUCAGGUGGCAGAAGUUGUUAAUUUCUUUGGGCUAGGUUCUGUCAUGUGCUUUGGGGUCACAGCUGGUGCUUAUAUUCUUACGCUUUUUGCUACUAAAUAUAGGGACCGUGUUAUGGGCCUCAUACUCGUCUCACCUCUUUGCAAGGCUCCCUCGUGGUCAGAAUGGUUAUAUAGUAAGAUAGUAUCAAAUUUACUGUAUUUUUAUGGAAUGUGCGGCUUGGUCAAGGACUACUUACUCCAACGGUACUUCAGUAAGGAGGUAAGAGGAAACUCUCAACUCCCAGAUUCUGACAUUGUGCAAGCUUGUAGAAGUUUGCUGGAUGAGAAGCAAAGUGCUAACGUAUGGCGGUUUCUUCGGUCAGUUAAUGGGAGAUAUGACUUGACGGAAGCUCUAAAGAAGCUACAUUGUCGGACACUAAUAUUUGUCGGUGAGGAUUCUCCAUUUCACUCGGAGGCCAUCCAUAUGGCAUCAAAACUGGACAAGAGAUUCUGUGCAUUGGUUGAGGUUCAGGCAUGCGGUUCGGUUGUAACAGAAGAGCAGCCCCAUGCGAUGUUGAUACCGAUGGAGUACUUCCUGAUGGGGUAUGGGUUGUGCAGGCCAAGCCAACUGAGCUACAGCCCUCGUAGUCCUCUCAGCCCGCUUUGUAUCUCUCCAGAGCUACUCUCGCCAGAAAGCAUGGGAGUAAAGCUAAAGCCCAUCAAGACAAGAGUAUCCCCUUGAGCUUGAAAUCAAUCAGAGCAGUUAUGCAAUACCAAAAUCAAUUUUGUGGACCAUGCAAAACCAUGAGAUGAACUAUUUAUACCCAUAGAGGAUUUUUUUGGAGGGGUUUUGGAGUAAAGACCAGGUUACUGGACUGUAUAUAUUAAUGGAGAAGGUUGUCUUAAGGGUUGGGUAAAAUUGUUAAAAAUUUAUGUAAAUUCAUUCUUUAAUGUUACAAACAAUAAGGUGCCGUGUCUUCAGUCGUUA
Messenger RNA from Zingiber officinale, 1394 nucleotides. Its product is annotated as protein NDL1-like. The record is from RefSeq and is a predicted model, not a curated record. NCBI's taxonomy places the organism in Eukaryota, Viridiplantae, Streptophyta, Magnoliopsida, Zingiberales, Zingiberaceae. The coding region runs from base 354 to 1148 and encodes 264 amino acids. The transcript has 11 exons.